Ornithodoros turicata is the source of this 3788-nucleotide messenger RNA. RefSeq names its product zinc finger protein 883-like. Gene Ontology annotation, biological process: regulation of transcription by RNA polymerase II. The record is from RefSeq and is a predicted model, not a curated record. Gene Ontology annotation, molecular function: DNA-binding transcription factor activity, RNA polymerase II-specific; RNA polymerase II cis-regulatory region sequence-specific DNA binding. Gene Ontology annotation, cellular component: transcription regulator complex; PcG protein complex; chromatin. NCBI's taxonomy places the organism in Eukaryota, Metazoa, Arthropoda, Arachnida, Ixodida, Argasidae. The transcript is spliced from 5 exons. The coding region runs from base 42 to 1946 and encodes 634 amino acids.
AUGCAACGAUGUAACGACAUCGGCACCAUUCUUUCCUCUCCAUGGAGGACGAAAAACAAUUGGAGGAACACCUAGGACAAAACUUCAAGGAGCAAGACACGGACCUCAUGCUCCAGUCAGUUGAGAAAAACGAGGUUUCAUUCACAGAAAACAGACGUACCAGGCUCUCGGAUUCACAACUCCAAGAAAUGCAGCUCUCCCCAGAGUUCAGUGGUGAGCUCGUGAGAGUGAAAUCGGAAGCACUCGAUGUUGCAUGCCUACCACAAGGGGGCCAGGUCCAGCAACAACAGUGCACAGAGUAUCCAUCAGGAGGUGAUGCUUAUGUGACGACAGCGGGGAUGUGUCACGUCAAACAAGAACCUCGAGGGGACUCUUCGAAUGACCGUUCAAUCACAGUUGUGAAAACAGAGCCUUACAACGAUGAAAUCUUGGCAGGGCAGGACCUGACGGGACACAGCUGUCACUCAGCAUCAGAAGGAGCAAGAGAAGGUGUGCUCCAUAUUAAGGACCAGCCCAGAGGCACUUGCAAUCAAGAACCUUCAGGCUGCACUUCUUCAAACGCACAGCUCGAGAUCAGCACAACAACAGUUGAACUGCAAGACGACAACACUGCACUACUCACUAUGAACGAUCAGCCCACGGAUCGACCUCCAGACCUGAGCAAGCCAUGUGCACUUGCAUACAUGACGAAAGACAGCCUCAAACACCACAUGCUUGCACACAGUCACGAUGAGUCUGAAAAGUCUCCCACUACUCCUCCAACAGAUGUUCAGAUCGGAGAGAAGGGUUCUGGGUGCAACGUCUGCCCCUCUGCAUUCUCAUGGUCUGACAAUCAUGUGUCCAAGCAUACUGACCAGAAGCCAUGCAAGUGCGACCUUUGUCCUACACAGUUCAGCCAGUGCACGAGGCUGUGGAGUGACAGGCGAACACACGCGGGCGAGAAGCCACACAAGUGUAACCUCUGCCCCUCAGAGUUCAGACAGAGUACACAUCUAGAGCAUCACAAGCGGACCCACACAGGCGAGAAACCAUACAAGUGCGAUGUCUGCCCUGCAGAGUUCGGCCGGAGUGGGCACUUACAAGAUCACAGACGGACACACACGGGCGAGAAGCCACACAAGUGCGAUCUCUGUCCUGCAGAGUUCAGCUAUAGCACGAGCUUGUCGUAUCACAAACGAAAACACACGGGUGAGAAGCCCUAUAAGUGCGAUCUCUGUCCUGCAGCGUUCAGUCAUAGCACGGGCCUGUGGUAUCACAAGCGAAAACACACGGGCGAGAAGCCAUUCAAGUGCAAUCUCUGCCCUGCAGAGUUCAGCCACGGCACGAGCCUGGCACGUCACAGGCGAGCACACACGGGCAAGAAGCCACACAAGUGCGAUCUGUGUCCUGCAGAGUUCAGCCACUGCACGUACCUACAGCGUCACAAGAGGACACACACGGGCAAGGAGCCAUACAAGUGCGAUCUCUGUCCUGCAAUAUUCAACCAGAGCACAUACCUACAGCGUCACAAGAGAACACACACGGGCGAGAAGCCAUACAAGUGCAACCUGUGUCCUGCGGGGUUCAGACAGAGCACAACCCUGUCACGUCACAAGCGGACACACAUCUGCGAGAAGCCAUACAAAUGUGAUCUCUGUCCUGCAGAGUUUAGCCAGAGGAUGUACUUACAGCGUCACAAGCGGACGCACACGGGCGAGAAGCCGUACAAGUGCAAUCUCUGCCCUGCAGAGUUCAGACAGAGCACAACCCUGUCACGUCACAAGCGAACACACACGAGUGAGAAGCCAUACAAGUGCGCCCUCUGUCCUGCAGAAUUCAGCCAGAGUACAUACUUACAACGUCACAAGCGGACACAUACGGGUGAGAAGCCGUACAAGUGCAAUGUCUGUCCUGCAGUGUUCAGACAGAGCAGGACCCUCUCACGUCACAAGCGAACACACGAGUGAGAAGCCAUAAAAGUGUGAUAUAUGUCCUACAGAGUUUAGCCAGAGUACAUACGUGCAACGUCACGAGCGGACACACACACAGGUGAGAACCCGUACAAGUGACUCUGACCUGCAGGGUUCAGACAGAGCACGACCCUGUCACUUCACUAGCGAACACACGGGAGAAGACAUAUAAAAGUGCGACCUCUGCCCUGCAGAGUUCAGCCAGAGUACAUACCUACAACGUUACAAGCGGAUACACUCCGGUGAGAAGCCGUUCAAGAGCAAUCUCUGUCCUGCAGGGUUCAGACAGAGCACGACCCUGUCACAUCACAAGCAAACACACACAUGGGUGAGCAGCCAUAAAAGUGCAACCUCUGUCCUGCAGUGUUCAUCCACAGCACUAACUUGCGCUGCAAUCUCUGUCCUGCAGAAUUCAGCCACAGCAUGGCCCUGGGCAUCACAUGUGGACAUCCACAGGUGAGAAGCCAUAAAGGAGCAUUCUCCUGUUCUGCAGACCUGAGGCACAACACAAACCUGCAGUGUGUAACAAGAAGACCUACGUGGGCGUGGAGCCAUACGAAUGAGACCCGCAAAUCUGUCCUGCAGAGUUCAUGCGCAGCAGGAACACACAGCAGAGACAGAACAAGCUUCUUGCAGAGCACGAGCGGGACACACUUGGGAUAGAAACUGUACAAGUGCAGAGGCCGUCCAAGUGCCAAUUCUGUUCUGUCGCAUAUCCUGACCCCGGAGAUAGGGUUACCACCAGGCCGGUAUUAUUAUACCGGCAGGGCCGGUUAUUUGCGUGCUCUGCCGGUUGCCGGUAGGAAGGUGAUACCGGCAGCCUUUUGCCGGUAUUUGUGGCUCAAGACCUUUCAUGAGGGCUUUUACGGGGUUUUCCCUUCAACAUACCACUACAGCUUGAAUAAAUCUGGAGCGCAGACCCAACUCCGCAGUCACCAGUCGUUUUCUUAGUUAUUCAUUAUUAUGAUUAUUCAUUGUUAUUAUUAUCAUUGUUAUUCACUAAGUCUUGUAUUCGCUGGGGACAAGAGCAGUGGUUGUGCAAGGCUGGUGGUGGUUGUGUCGGGCCAGCUAGAACGUUCCUCACCCACUUUCCCUUUCCCACGAGCCUUUCCUCCUUCCCCUCUAUUCCACCCCCUCUCCCUCAGCCGGUAUUUUUCACUCCGAAAGGUGGCAACCCUACCCGGAGACCUGAAGAAGCACAUGGUAAUGCAUGGAGAGCAAACACUGUACACACACAGAAUCCGUAUCUUACCAUAUUUAAUUAUUGUUUGAUGUUUCGAAACUCGCACACAUGAACAGACUGAGGUUAGAGAGUUGGAUUGGGGGGUGGAUUUGGGUGGUGACGCGUGUCAAAUGAAAAAAAGAAAAAAAAAAAACAGUGCCAGGGAACAAACAAACAAACAAGAAAAGGGCAUCCUCGCACAGGCUCCGAACUGCACAACAUGGUUGCAUUGCAUUCUUUCCCUUUCGAUUCCUCUCGUAGUGAAUGCUAAUCCUCUUCAACUUUUUCACAGGCAAUUUGAUGCUUUGUAUGUACUUGUCCCUUCUAUGUUGUUCCAGCCUCAGAACAUCAUUCCUCUCAUGCUCUUCCACUCAGUUUGUACCCUGCGUCUCCUGAACCGAUGAAAUAAAGAAAUUAACCCACCCAAAGAAAUGAAAAAAAUAUUUCUACAAGACGUGACAGCUUGUAAGCAGAAUCGUGAGAAUUACCUUUUGGGUCACGAUCACGCGUUGUGGAAUGCGUUACAAUUUGUGAACGACAUCUCAAGAGCAGUCAUUGAGAGAGUGUGGUACGAGGUAUAAAAGCGGUGGCCUCAGUCUCGAGAAAGGUUUUUGUGC